UAACUACGCGGCGGAGGACCACUGCGCCACGCGCCGCCACGCCACCAAUCGACUCGCAAGACCCACGGUGUGCUUGCGCUGCGCUGCUCUGCUCCGCGAGCCACGCGCCACGCCACGCGCACUAGUCGCUGUUCCUAGCUGUUCCGAUCCGACGUUCCGCGGUCCGUGUUCCGUUACGCCCUUUCUCCAUCCUCCUUGCUGCCAGACUAGCCGACCGGCCCGGCCGACCACCGGAGAUCUGCCGUGUGCCCGUAGACGCCCCCACCCCCUCUUUUUGUCCAUGACCCUGGCACGCAGGGAAAACCUAGCAGACGGACUUCUCUCCUCGAUGGGCCCUUGAACUUACUUGGGUCGGCUAAGCCCUAGUGGACAGCACUUGAAAUUUCGAGUUUUGCUGAAGUUGGUCCUACCCACCUCGACAUACGUUUCCGGCCGUUUUGACUUUGCUUUAGCGUUGAGUAAACUGUCAUGAGUUCCAAAAUUUUGAAAAUCAAUUUUAAAAAUGCUGUGGCAAGUGUUUCAUGGAAUAAGACAGGAGCCAACCCAUCCAACCUAUCUUCCUUUGACAACGAACUGUUGUCAGCGUGGAAUGAUGCCAUGAGAAGUGGCUAUUUUCGGUACAAAGUUAAUAUUCAAGGAUCGUCUAUUAUUCCAGGGAAAUGGAACUUUUUUGCUAUGCUGAAUCCUGAUCGUGGAGAAAAUCGUAGAAAACCCCAGGAAUUUAAUUCCGUAAAUGACCCAUUUGAUCCAGCAUCGUUCAAUUUCACACGUAUCAAGAAUGAGGAAAUCCUUUUCACACUUGAUGCAACUGACAAUGAGCAGAAACUAUACAAUGAAGACCUUUUAGCAAUUAAUGUCAGUCCGAUAAAUGAGGGUCAUAGCCUGAUCCUGCCCUGCCGAAAUAAAAUGAACCCCCAAGUCUUAGACCUUCACAGCAUCGAAUUGGGCCUGCGAAUUCUCCUGAUGAGCUCGAGUCCAUCUUUCCGUGUGGCAUUCAAUAGUUUGUGUGCUUUUGCAUCUGUUAACCACUUGCAUCUCCAUUGUUUGUAUGUAGACUGCCCAAUGCGGCUAGAAAGCAUUGAUCUUCUUCCCUUUGAAGGUCCCUGUUUCCAAGUGAAAAAUUACCCAUCUCAUGGUUUUGUCUUUCAAUGUCUAGCAGAAAGUGAAAAUGAUGUUAAAACUUUAUCUAGGAAUGUAUUUAAGCUCACAAGCUUCCUCUCAAGCCAGAAUGAGGCUCAUAAUGUCAUAAUGACUCGUAGUAAGUUAACAGAAAGUGAUCAAGACUUGUCACACAUUCGGGUUUAUGUUUGGGUGAGAAAAUCCAAUAUGGGAGCUAAGGACACUACAGGAUUCAACCCAGCUGCAUUAGAACUGUUUGGAUAUUUCAUGUACAAAGAUGCCGAUAACUACAAAAAUGCGGAUGAAGCCAAACUGUGUCGAGUCCUUGAAGAUUUGACCCAAGAGCCAUUUGAAAAAAAUUGUGAGAAUGUGAGACUAUUGUUUAAGGAAUAAGUGCGUUUUGUUUUAACUCUGAAUCAGAAAAUCAACAAGAAAAAAAUCA
Molecule: messenger RNA, 1561 nt
Organism: Thrips palmi
Lineage: Eukaryota; Metazoa; Arthropoda; Insecta; Thysanoptera; Thripidae
Product: GDP-D-glucose phosphorylase 1
Exons: 7
Coding region: 469-1512 (347 amino acids)
Biological process (GO): glucose metabolic process
Cellular component (GO): cytoplasm
Molecular function (GO): GDP-D-glucose phosphorylase activity
Source: RefSeq, a predicted model, not a curated record